This is a messenger RNA of Rhodotorula toruloides NP11, 3123 nucleotides long. RefSeq names its product transcription factor. Gene Ontology annotation, biological process: DNA-templated transcription; regulation of DNA-templated transcription. Gene Ontology annotation, molecular function: zinc ion binding; DNA binding; DNA-binding transcription factor activity, RNA polymerase II-specific. The record is from RefSeq and is a predicted model, not a curated record. The coding region runs from base 1 to 3123 and encodes 1040 amino acids. The transcript is spliced from 6 exons. Lineage: Eukaryota; Fungi; Basidiomycota; Microbotryomycetes; Sporidiobolales; Sporidiobolaceae.
AUGAACGGCUCGCCAGGCGCAGGGCACAAGCGUGGGGCGGGCAGGGCGGACGACGAGGUCGUGCACAAGGUGCUGCCAGCCUGGCACUUCCUCUACGAGCGUGGCGAGCUGACAGGCAGCAGCAGCGCAGCGGCGAAGCGACUCAAGCCGAGGCAGCCAUUGAGCUGUCAGGAAUGCAGGAGGCUCAAACUCAAGUGCGACCGCGAGUUCCCCUGCGCAAACUGCCGCAAGCGCAACUGCGCCGACAUCUGUCCGAGCGGGACUAGCAAACCGCCAGGACGAGCCGUCCGUAUCGCCGCCGAAUUUGCCGCCCUCUUGAAACGGGUCGACGACCUCGAAGCGAUCGUUAGCCAACUCGGUGCAGGCGACCGUAUUCCGCCGCCUCUGCAUCUGGAGGAGGCGACGAAACGGAGCACAACGAUCACGAAGGAGCUCGAGCAGGAGAUUCGGGAAGGGCGGAGGGACACAAGUCGUGGGAGGACGAGCGAGAGGAGCGAUUCGGGCGGGAGGUUAGGCGGCAGCAGCGGGGCGCGGGACGAGGAGGGCGACGAACUGGGCGCUGGGUCGGCCGACGAAGGCAUCGAGUCGGUCAUGGUCGGCGUCGGAUCGCUCAGCAUCGCCGACAGCGGCCGGACCCGCUUCUUGGGGGCGGCGGCCGGGUCAGCCUACUUCUACCCCGACCCGAACGACGAGGAAGACGCGGACGCUUCGAGCCUCGCCAGUGAGGCUGAGCAGGGAGUGCCGGCGGUCGACCAGGUGAUCCGGUACCCGUACAUCCAGCUCGGGACGGCGUACUCGAAAUCGGCGGAGCUCGAGCGGCUCAGGGCGUUCUUGCCGGAUCAAGCGGAGGGACGGCGAGUGUCCGAGAAUUACUGGCGGUAUCUCGCUUUCCAGUUCACGCCGCUCGAAGAGGCGGUCUUCUGGGAGGACUACUGGCCCUCCGCCUACACGCCGCACGACCCGCACGGCACCAAGCUCGCAUGUGUCCUCAUGAUCCUUUCCCUCGGUCACCUCUUCGACCCCGAUGCGCCCUCCACGCCGAACGCGGACGCACAGCAUUUCUUCAUCCUCUCGCACGCUGCACUCGCCGCCUCUCGCUUCCUCGCCAACUCGACUCUCGCCGCAGUCCAGACUCUGCAGCUUUCGGCAAACUUCCAUCUCAACUACCACGACCUGCGCGAAGGCGGCGAGACGUUCUUCCCGAUCCUCGGCAUGGCCGUCCGCAUGCUCGCGACGCAAGGCCUGCACCGCGACGGAUCCAACUUUGGCCUCACCGGCGCCGAGCUGAACCGUCGCCGUCGGGUGUUCUACGAGCUCAUCACGCUCGAGCGGAUGCAGGCGUUCAUCUCGGGCCGGCCGCACAUGUUCCGCGACACGCACUUCGACACGCAGAUGCCCGAAAACGCCAGCGUCUUCGACCGCGCCAAGUGGCAGAUUGGCAUCCUCAUUGCCAAGGUCAUCGACCAGGCCUUCUCCGUCGCAACGCCCUCCUACUCGACCAUCCUCUCGCUUGACCAGGACAUGCGGGACCUUGUGCGCGACACUCCGCCCGACUACCGCUCGUGCGCCUUGCCUGCAGACUCGUUCCUUGUCAAGCCGCAAGGUAUCCCGCAACUCCCUCCCGCCCCUCCGCCCGAAGCCGCCUCCUACGACCUGAUCACCCGCAUGCGCGCACACACCCUCGACCAGAUGUUCGGCCAAGUCCUCUUCUACCUGCACAAGCCGGCGUUCGCUCAGGCGCUCCUCAAGUACUCGGAUGAACCGCUCAAGUCGCCCUGGGCUGCGAGCGUCGCGGCUGUGUCGCUCGAGACGGCUGUCUACCUGCUUGCGGUCGCCAAGUCGUUCUUCCAGCUCCAUCCAGUCCUGAGUCCGCGUUGGUGGCACAUCUGGUUCCACGCCUUUGCCGGCUCCGUCGCGCAAAGCUCGCUCGUCAUCAAGUCGCCCCGUUCGAUGCUCGCCCCGCACGCCUGGUCGCAGCUGAACGAGGCCGUCGCGCUCUUUGAAGCAGCCGGAUCAGGUGGAGCGCCCGUCGCGGCGUUCGUUCCGCGCCUCCGAGUCCUGCGAGAGAAGGCCUUCCUCAGCCUCCAGAACGCCAUCUCGGUCCCGCUCGGCUUGAUGGACCCGCAUUCCAGUACCGACGUGGGUGACUCGCUCGCGGAAGGGACGGACGUCAGUUUGUCGAUCCUCUGCCCGCCGACUCGUCUCGAGCGCAAGCAGCGGAAGAAGUCGGUCGUCCGCUCCUCCUCGGCGGGGAAGGCCACAGGCUCGGCCUCGCCCGCAGGCGACUCGCCCAACACGGUCCUCGCGCAGAUGCUCGGCGCGACACCGGCGUUGUCGGAGCAGGCGCCGCCGGUCACGCCGGCAUGGCCUUCAAGUCCCGUUGAAGCCGAGCCAUACAACCCGUUCGACUCGCGCAUCGCCAUGCCCGGUUUCGUCGGAGGAACCAAGUCGCCGCCCGUCGCUCCGGCACCUUACGACGCUGCAACGCUCGCGUACCUCACGGCCGCCCAGCAGCCUCCGCCGAACAACCCCGCCGCGCAGUUCAUGCCCGUCGCGUUCCUCCCUCACCAACCUCUCCCGCACCCUCUUCGCGAGUCGUACGAGCUUGCGGAGGCGCACGGACCGAGCAAGACGGCGAUGGCGUAUGCAGCGGCUGCCGCAGCCUCGUCAUCCGCUUACUCCCUGAGUGUUGGCGCGCCUAGCUCGAGCGAUAUCCGUCCGCAAGUCCCGCCUCUGCCGCCUCAAGCGCAGCCCGUCGACCCUGCGUCGGUGCAGCAAGACCCCCUCGGCAUGCUGCGCCAAACCGCCCUCCUCGCCGCACACGCUCCGCCACCUUCGUCCUCUGCGCCAGGAGGAUCGUCAGGCGUGCCAGGCUUUUCACCCUUUGCGGGUCUGUCGCCAGGGUACGGCUUUGGUGGGCUGAUCACGCCUUGGCCGGCGUAUGGCGAGGUGCAGGCGGGAGCGGGAGGAGAGGGAGCGACAGCGGCGGGUGCGGCAGGCGGUGCGCCGGCAGAGUCGUGGCCUUGGUUUGAUGUCCUCGGCGGUGGUGCGAGCGGAGGAGCAGGAGGAGGAGCUGCGCCUGGGAUGCCUUCUCCGCUCGACUUUUCGCGCUUCCCUGGGUGA